GGAGGGGAGCGAGAAUGCCGCCCCCGGCCGCGCUGCUCCUCACGGCGGCCCUCGGCUCCGCGCCGGCGCGGCUGUCGGUGAGCCUCGCGCCCAGGCCGCCGCGCCUGCGGGCGCCCGCGCGCCGGAUCCGGCCGGCGAGGAUCCGCGCCGCGGCGGCGGUCGGCGGCGAGUUCGGCGGGCUCGGCAGGCGCCGCGAGUUCAUCGGCCGGCUGCGGAACGUGCUGCCGGGGGGCAGGUGGUGGCGCCUCGAGGAGGAGGAGGAGGGCGCGGACGGGCGCGCCGAGGCCAGCGGGGCCACGGCCGCCUCCGCGCUCCACCGGAUGUGGGCCCUCGUCGCCAACGACCGCUGGGUCGUCUUCCUCGGCUUCGCCUCCCUCGUCUGCGCCGCGCUCUCGGAGAUCGCCAUACCCCAUCUGCUCGCGGCGUCCAUCUUCUCCGCGCAGAACGGAGGGGCCGUCUUCUACACGAAUGCCAAGCUCCUGGUUGUUCUAUGUUUGAUUUCCGGAGUGUUCAGUGGUGUGCGAAGCUGCUGUUUUGGUAUUGCGAACAUGAUAUUGGUCAAACGAAUGAGAGAAAUGCUCUUUGAUUCCGUCCUAUCUCAGGAUAUUGCUUUUUUCGACGAGGAAACUGUCGGUGAUUUGACAAGUAGGCUUGGUUCCGACUGCCAGCAAGUGUCUCGAGUUAUUGGCAAUGAUCUUAAUUUGAUUUCGCGCAACUUGCUUCAGGGUAUAGGCGCGCUGAUUUAUCUUCUAAUCUUAUCAUGGCCUCUUGGACUGUGCACUAUGCUUACUUGUGGGACAUUGUCAAUGAUUAUGGUAGUUCAUGGACGGUAUCAGAAAAAGGCAGCUAAAUUUGCACAAGAGUUCACCGCAAGUGCCAAUAAUGUUGCUCAAGAAGCGAUAACAUUGGUUAGGACAGUACGGGUCUAUGGGACCGAAAAGCAAGAGAUCAAAAGGUAUGCAAAGUGGUUGGAUAAGCUGUAUGAUGUAAGCUUUCGGCAGACAAUGGCUUAUGGGGGCUGGAGCUUGAGCUUGAAUUAUCUAUACCAUGCUACUCAGGUCGUUGCAGUUUUGAUUGGAGGAAUAUAUAUCAUGUCCGGGAAGUUAAGUGCUGAGCAACUGACAAAAUUCACGCUGUACGCCGAGUGGCUAAUUUUGUCUACCUGGUGGAUUGGAGAUAACUGGUCUUCCUUGAUGCAAUCUGUCGGUGCAAGUGAAAAAGUCUUCCGCUUGAUGGAUCUCCUGCCUAGCAAGCACCUUACUUCUAAAGGCCUCAGGUUACAGAAGUUAGAAGGGCGAAUUCAGUAUGAAGAUGUAGCAUUUUCAUAUCCGUCAAGACCUUCAGUACCAAUUUUGAAAAGGCUGAAGCUAACACUCAAUCCAAAUGAAGUAGUUGCCAUUGUUGGUCUUAGUGGAAGUGGCAAGAGUACUAUAGUUAACCUUCUACUUCAGCUAUAUGAACCUACAAAUGGGCAAAUACUAGUAGAUGGUGUCCCACUUAGCAAGCUGGAUACCAGAUGGUUUAGGGAGAGAAUUGGUUUUGUGGGACAGGAGCCUAAGCUAUUUCGAAUGGAUGUUAGUGCAAAUAUUAGGUAUGGCUGCCCUAGAGAAGUUAGCCAGGAAGAAGUGGAGUGGGCUGCUAAACAGGCUUAUGCUCACGAUUUCAUAAUGGCUCUUCCUGAUGGCUAUAACACCACUGUUGACGAUGCUCUUCUUAGUGGAGGCCAAAAGCAACGUGUUGCUAUUGCAAGGGCCCUUCUGAGAGAUCCAGCCAUCUUAGUACUUGACGAAGCCACUAGUGCACUUGAUGCUGAGAGCGAACAUUAUGUGAAGAGUGUUAUCACUGAAGUAAGCACCGACCCUAAGGCUGGAAGAACCGUUAUAAUCAUAGCUCACAGGUUAUCCACGAUUCAAGCCGCUGAUAGGAUUAUUGUGAUGGAGAAUGGUGAUAUUGUGGAGGACGGACCACAUAGUGAGCUUAUCAAGCAAGAUGGUUUGUAUUCAAGAUUAGCUCGGCGACAAAAUGAUGCUCUCCCAUAGGAAUAUGGUUCAGUCUACACUGGGGUUUUCCAAGUGGAGCCUCUGUCAUUGGUGUAUUCUUACAACUGACCAUGGAUCAGUUCCAGAUUCUAAUGAUUCACAAAUGCCAACUAACCAAACUAUACUGAAACGGUUACUGUCGCCAAAGGAUCAAAGGGCAGUCGAAGUCCAGCGAUGGCAGUACAUGGAGGAUUCAGGAAAUUGAGUAGUUCGUACAUGAUUCAUUUAGUCACACAUUAUCAGAUGCAACCUGUAACUAUAUAAAUAUAGGCAUUCUGGAGUUCAGAUCAUCGAAACCCUGUAACCAACUGUUGUAUAAGAAAAAAUGCAACAAUUUUCUGGGAUGAAAUAUACUCCAGUUUUGAUAGAA
Messenger RNA from Lolium rigidum, 2409 nucleotides. Its product is annotated as ABC transporter B family member 26, chloroplastic-like. Gene Ontology annotation, biological process: transmembrane transport. Gene Ontology annotation, cellular component: membrane. Gene Ontology annotation, molecular function: ATP binding; ABC-type transporter activity; ATP hydrolysis activity. Lineage: Eukaryota; Viridiplantae; Streptophyta; Magnoliopsida; Poales; Poaceae. The record is from RefSeq and is a predicted model, not a curated record.